CGCGUAGAUGAAGUAGAAUACCAUUUUAAUGCGUACAUUGUUAUUUUUAUAAAUAUCACUAGUUCCAGAUAAAAUGAUAAAAAUAAGUACGUAUAUGUGAAAUAUUAUCAAUGAUAAUCUCAAGGAGUUCGAUAUCAUUUGUGUAUUAUCUAGUUUUGUGGAUUUAAUUGAAACCAUUCGAAGACAACUGUAUUCAUACGGUUAAUAAUAUGAUUAUAUUUAUAAAAUAAGCCGCGUAAUGACGCCCCCAAUAUUGUGAUACAAUACUUAUAUUUAAUCUUAAAUUUUCUAGUAUUCGUUAACCUGUUAAAGUUAUGCCGUGUGAGAUAUAGCGAUAAAGUGUUAUCGUCACAAUAGCUCCACUGCGAUUAAACGAUUUAUACAGGUGUGACGUUAGCGCUCGCAGCUGAUAACUAUUUCAAUAGCCAUGUGGAAUAGUUUAGGAAAUUUUGUCCUUUGUUGUGUAAAGUGAAUUUCAAGUGUUUUGAUAAUAAUUAUUUUAAUGUGUGAAUAUGGAUAGAUUGAAGCAGAAGUUAAAAAAAGAAAAACAAGUGAAAGAUAGUGGUAAAGAUAAACAAAGUCUAUUUAUUACUGACGUGAAAAGUAUAAAGGAAAAUCUCAAGAUAAAGGAAAUAUUACGAAGCGUCAAAAUGAAUAGUAGUAUGAGGUUAAAAGGUCCACCUGGUAGCAAAAUUAUGAAUAGCAAAGAUUUUAAUGAGGAGGAUUGUUUUGAAGAAUCUUCAAACAACCAAAAUUCAAUCGAGCCUCUAAGUGCAUUUAAUCCAGACGUGGAUGUCACGAAAGCUGAUUUAGAAAAUCAAGUUGAAAGAGAAGUAAAUAGCAGUGAAAAUGAAUUGUCUCCAGAAGUUUUAAAUAUAAACAAAAUUGAAAUAUCAGAAGCAAGUGAUGAUACUCCAAAUGAGGCUCAAAGUGAAAAAAAUAAUUCUCUAAAUAAUACUCAAAGCGAUAUAGACGAUAAUGAUGAAAUAGCUAAUUUAACUGCGUCUUUAUCUAAUGGAAAACUUAUUGAAAAGAAUCGAGAUAGAAAAUUAUCCCUAGACCAUACUAUGUUAUCUAGACAGGAUGGUUUCUCUCAAUCUGAAUUAGAUUUACAUACAAUCGGGAAAUCUCCACUUGAAAGGAAAUAUUCAUUCUUUAGGAAGAAAAUGGACAGUUUUGUUAGAAACACGACCGAAAUGUUUAGAAGACAAAAUAGUUUUUUACAACGUCGUGGUUCAAUGUCAGUUUCACUUCAAUCAUUAAACGAUAAGUGUAAUAGUAGUGAAACUAGUGAAACGAAAUGUCCACCACCACAGGAUCAGGAGCCACAUGGAAGCAGAACAAGUUUGCAAAUACCGCCGUCUCCAAUAGUGCGCAGUACCUCCAGCUUAUCAUUGAUGCAGAGCGGAAACCUGCCGAGCUCGUCAUCACAAAACAGCCUAGCUGGAAGCCAGCCUGCACUGCAUGGUCUAAAUAGGGCGGAUUCUGAAGAAUUACACUCCAAUUCUCAUAGCGUACACAGCUUAAACGAGUUUUAUUUAAAAGAAGCAAUGUUGAAAUCCCGGGCUAUCUCGAUGAGUUCCGGACUGGACGCUCCGUUCCGCCAGCAAAGCAGGAAGGCAUCGCGAUCGAAUAGAUCGACAUGGAUCGCAAGCGAAUGUUUAGCUAAUUCCACGCUAAGAAAGAUACAAGACGAGCAUAACGAGAUGCAGACCUGCCAUUCCUACCAAGAUUUUUCUAGUAUACCAGAAAAUGAAUUGUACAGCCAAAUACCCGAUAACAAGGGUCGGAGGCUAUCCUAUCAACGCGCGGUUUCCGGAGAGGAUCCGAUGCCUAUGCAGUUAAAGUACCAAGAUUCCACGUUAAGAAAAAAACAUCAAUUUCCAGAAAGUUACGAGUCUCGUUAUGAGCUGGCUAAUAUUUUGGCGGAGUACACCAAACACGGCGUGCCUACACUACGAGGAUUUGACAUCACGCCUGUUCCCGAAGAAGCCUACGCGUACCUCCUGUGGGCCACCAAGGAGGAGAACUACGAAGAAUUUUUCAACUGGAAAACUUUACCAGAUAAAGAACAGUCAAGGCAAGCUGUUAUAAAGGAAUUUAUUUUCACGGAGGCGGAGUACAUGAAACAUUUGAUGACUUUGAUCGAGGUUUACAUUGGUGCGGCGCACGGUGUACAAAACAGAGGAAAAAUGUUAAAUAUCGAAACGGCAAAAUUGUUUUCUAACUUGCCCGAUGUGUUAAACGCCAGCCUUUCUUUCUGGCAUCUGGCUUACGUGCCUAUGUUAGCGGAUGCUAUUCAAAAUUCAAGACCUUUCAACAUGCAAUUUAUGUCCAAUGGUUUCUCGUUAUUUAGAGAAAUCUUUGUACCAUAUGAAAAAUUUGUCGUUGAACAAGGUAAACUUCUAGAAUACUACCGCAAGAAACAGCAAACGGAAGCUGAUUUCGCAAUGUUUCUAACAUGGUGUCAUAGCCAUAAAGAAUGUAAUAGACUUCAGUUGAAUGACUACUUGGUAAAGCCAAUGCAACGUAUGACCAAGUAUAGUCUUAUAUUAGAGAGGAUUCUUAACCAUACUGAUGACGCCGAUGAGUAUAUGGCUAUUAAAGUUAUGGUAAAAUUGGCGAAAAAUAUUCUUGUUGACCUAAACCGUUCUGUACGGCAACGUGACGAAUUAGACCAAUUGGACCUUCUGGAAAACUCCAUUGAAGGCUUCACUAUCGGUAUGAAAGACGACGAUGUUGAAAAAAUUUGCAAAUCGCUUGGCAAAUUGAAUGUAAAAGCCCCUAUGCUCUACUGCCUCCCAAUCCACAAACGAAACCUCAUUCAUCAAGGAGAACUUCGCUUCCGAGAUGGCGCUAAGGAGAUUGAUGUCCGUGUAUUGCUUCUUACUGAUAUGCUUCUAGUUUGUCGGAAACUAGCUAGAGGCAAAGCUUAUCAGUAUAAGCAGAUUAGGCCUAAAUACAUGAUUGACAAGUUGGUUCAGAUCCCGAAAUUCGUUGGAAAGAAUAACAAAAAUAUCUCGUGCCUCUUAUACGUACUGGUGGAUGAUCUAGGGUCCCCAUGCACCAGUUUCUGCCUCUCCGAGAUGCCAAAGGACCCUAAACCUCAAAGGACCCUAAAAACGUGGGAAUUGAAAUUUAAGGAGGCAAAGUUGACUUAUGAACUAGUUACAUUGAUGUCUAAAAAUCCCGACAGGGAAAUCGAUAAAGCUGCAGUGAGCAGAUUUGUCGGAUUGACAAAUAUAAGGUCAAGUAAAGAGGACAAAAUUGUAGAGACUGAGGCACGCGAACGCGUUGCCACAAUGAUCCAUCGGAGCAUAGGGGCUCCAAAUGAUCGCAACUUUUUACCGACAUCUUGGAAUAUCCAAACAUUCGACGGUAUACCUUACGCUGACAAUCAAAUUCUUAUGGGCGCAAGCAUUCGCCAAACUGGGCGCCAUAGAAAAUGUAGUGUCGUGCAUCGCACUUCAAUUAUACGUCACACGGCUGAUGCUUCUUCUCAAGUGUCUCAACCAGUCAGUUAUCAACUACCGACAAGUUCGCAGUCGCACGAUGAGCUACAGAGUGGCCCCAAGCGGGUGGUUAAGCGCAUCAGUAUUUCUCCGGAUCGACUGCUACCGCCACUGCCCGACACAGCGGGUGGUUCAUCAAUCACAGUUCGGGUGACCGAGAGCGAGUCUGAAAUAGCGAGGCUACAAACAACAACAUCGAUGCAAUUAUCGCCGUCAAAGAGUUCGGAAUGCUCUGUUAGCACGCAAAGUACCCUGCGCGUGCAGCCACAGAACAACGUCGCGACACUUAUUUACAGCUUGCCUGAUCUGACUAUUGAACCCAGUACACCAAGAACCACAUCAAGCCCUACACAACCGACAGCAUCAGAAAGGAUGUACCAAUCACACCAUGAAGUUUUAGAAAGGAAUCGUCUGAUGACGACUCAAACGCAACAAUACCUCACACCUGACAGUCGAGGAUCUAGCUAUCCACCUCCAAGUCCUACCAGGGGAUCGUUAAAACGUAGUCUUGCGUUCUCAUACUCAUUCAAAAAUCCACCACUGUCUAAAAUGGGUCACGUGAGCAGUCAGUCGCAGCUAGACACUAUUCAGUAUAGUCAAUCACAGGAGGAACGAGGGAGCAGUCCGAAGCCGGGAACUUCCGAAAAAAGUGAUAAGAAAUCGAAACUUUCCAGCAGCAGGAGUACAACUAGAGAAGAAGACGAUAGUAAAUCCGAUCCUUGUCACAGCCGUAAAGGCGAGAUUCCGGGCCGUAGCCGCACAGAUGAAUCGCCAGACCCAUCCCGGAGAGUUGAAAGCUCCUGUUCUAGCUACAGAGACGAGAGCCCUGGAACUAGUUACACUGACAGGAGUAUUAGGGACAGAAGCACAAGUCCUAGUCAUAAAGAAAUAAGUUCUCACUACAGCCCUGGUCAAAGCCAAAGAGAUAGUUUCGACCGAAGUAGUAUAGAAAUCAGUUCAGGUCCACGUCAUAAAGAAAAGAAACCUGGCUCAAUGCCAUGGUCAGAUAGAAAAAUUAAAGCUAAAAAACGUAAAGAAAAAUAUCAAAGUGGCCGGGGAAGCAAGAGCUCUGGUUCCAUGAAGAAAGAAAAGAGUCUUAGUUUCAGUAUUAAAGAUGGAAGCUACGACUCCAGUCAUAGAGACAGUUUCAGUCCCAGUCAUAAAGAUGAAACAUAUUCAGACCAAAAAGAGGUAGGUCCCGUCUGCAUAGAUAGUAAAACUGAUAAUUAUCCAAGACAAGAAUCAUCGAGCCUCAGCUUCGAGCAUAUUGAGUAUCUAGACGAAGAACCUAGUGAUAAUGAGAAGAGCCCUAAGACAAGCCACAUCCCUGAAACCGUAAAUGUUAAAAUCGAAAUUAUUGAUCACAAUCAGAAAGACAAACCGCAAAGCUCUAGUUCUAGUCCUAGCUGUGAUGAUAAAUGGCAAAGCCUCAAAGAGUUUCCAAAAAUGAUUCAAAAAGAACCAAUUAUGAAAGAACCGAUCCCUGGAUUGAGUCGUGAUAUUUUCAUGACUAGUAUUAGUACUAUUUCAGAGAUGUCUCAAGAUGAAUCUACUCUAACUGAAUAUGUAGAUUCUAGUUACAGCAGAUGACAGCGUCGAUGGUUUAGGAGGGACCCUGAACCUAAAACAUCAAAAUGGCACUGGCCAUUCAAAUGGUGCAAGUAAUUUCGUCCCUCUAAAAUAAACCAAUAAGAAAACUUAUAUUUGGACUCAAUAUAGACUAAUGAAGUGAAUAAAUGUUAUUAACUAUAAUGUGAUUAAUUGGCUAGUUGAAUAUUAACUUAUUAUUAGAGUAAAACCCAAAGUGUAGAACAUUUUUCAAUAAGGUCUAAAAGUCGACGGUAAAAUUAUUGACUUAAUUAUUUCAUUCCUGCUUCGGACCUUUUUUAAUUCUAAUAAUUGUAGCCGUCCUUAUGUGUUGCUACAUAAAAAAAUAAAAUUUAUUUAUUAUAUAAUAUAAGACUAAUAUUUCUAAGCUUAAAAAGCUUAUUAGCGCUUUAAGUUUUAGAUACAAUUAAAAUGCCAUGUGAUAUUUUACUUUUACUCAGAUUAAUGUUGUUACGCUAUUAUUUAGAGAACGCUAUUAUAACGUAAGCUCUUAACGUAUUUAUGAAGUUGUAAAUUAAAAAAAUAUAUUAUUGAAUAGAAAGGCAAAUG
Molecule: messenger RNA, 5669 nt
Organism: Vanessa atalanta (red admiral)
Lineage: Eukaryota; Metazoa; Arthropoda; Insecta; Lepidoptera; Nymphalidae
Exons: 23
Coding region: 513-5102 (1529 amino acids)
Biological process (GO): endothelial cell migration; Rho protein signal transduction
Cellular component (GO): plasma membrane; endocytic vesicle; axon
Molecular function (GO): guanyl-nucleotide exchange factor activity
Source: RefSeq, a predicted model, not a curated record